Molecule: messenger RNA, 1092 nt
Organism: Spea bombifrons (plains spadefoot toad)
Lineage: Eukaryota; Metazoa; Chordata; Amphibia; Anura; Pelobatidae
Gene: SAP30L
Product: SAP30 like
Exons: 4
Coding region: 108-653 (181 amino acids)
Biological process (GO): regulation of DNA-templated transcription
Cellular component (GO): histone deacetylase complex
Molecular function (GO): protein binding; transcription coregulator activity
Source: RefSeq, a predicted model, not a curated record
UCCGUUGUCAGGGUGCUGGCGGCUCGGUUGCUGCAGGAGUCUAACUGGUGACAGGCCCGGCAUGGUUGUUUUGUUUUUGUUGGUUUGAUGAUACGGAAAGAGCGGGAAUGAACGGCUUCAGCACAGAGGAAGACAGCAGGGACGGGCCUCCGGCCCCCACCGCCCCGUUUUUUGGUCAGAUCUGCUGCCUGAUCGAUGGCGGAGAGCGCUGCGCUCGGCCGGCGGGCAACGCGUCCUUCAGUAAGAGGGUUCAAAAGAGCAUCUCCCAGAAGAAGCUCAAGCUGGACAUCGACAAGAGCGUACGGCAUCUUUACAUAUGCGACUUUCACAAGAACUUCAUACAAAGUGUCCGGAACAAGCGGAAGAGGAAGACCAGCGAUGAUGGCGGAGAUUCCCCGGAGCACGAGACAGAUGUGCCAGAGGUCGACCUGUUUCAGCUCCAGGUGAACACACUGCGCAGGUAUAAAAGACAUUAUAAGCUGCAGACUCGUCCAGGACUUAACAAGGCACAGCUUGCAGAGACAGUGAGUCGACACUUCCGCAACAUUCCCGUAAACGAGAAGGAGACCCUGGCCUAUUUCAUAUACAUGGUGAAGAGCAACAGAAGUCGGCUGGACCAGAAGUCCGAGAGCAGCAAGCAGCUGGACGCAUAGCUGCCAACAUGACGGGACUGACUGCAGCAGCCCUGGAAAGCCAAUGAAUUGUAUUGUACAUAGGAACCUUCGUAUUGUGCCAUAAAAAAUGGAACUGGCCUCUCCUAUCCAUGACCGAGGCUUAGGAGCACAUGUCUGUGUAAGGACUAGGGCAUGUUGGACUGUGCUUUGCAUGUGACAGGAUUAAGGUACAGUAAGAACCAACCACCAGCUUGCUUCCCCCACGCAUUUGGAGUCAAAGAAGACCGCAAAACAAUUUGAAGCAAAAAAACGACAUUCGGGCAUGUUGGCCCUCCUCGCUCCGCUCUCGGCAGCUAUGGACGGCUGAUGUGAGAUCUGCAUGUGUAAUUCUCAGCAAUAAGGUGCUGUCCAGUAUCAGUGUGACCACUGCCUUCUCUCCCAGCCCUGAUUGGGAUUCAUAUUCUUUUUAAUUUCCAUG